Messenger RNA from Cheilinus undulatus (humphead wrasse), 2231 nucleotides. RefSeq names its product single-strand-selective monofunctional uracil-DNA glycosylase 1 (gene smug1). The transcript is spliced from 2 exons. Bases 140 to 1003 code for a protein of 287 amino acids. Gene Ontology annotation, molecular function: single-strand selective uracil DNA N-glycosylase activity; oxidized pyrimidine nucleobase lesion DNA N-glycosylase activity. Gene Ontology annotation, biological process: base-excision repair. The record is from RefSeq and is a predicted model, not a curated record. NCBI's taxonomy places the organism in Eukaryota, Metazoa, Chordata, Actinopteri, Labriformes, Labridae.
CAGAGGUAGGGAACUGUUUCAUAACAAGACAUCCAAACGUUUUUCUUGUUAAUAAAAACUUUUAAAAAUCGUCACAAAGUAACGUUGAUGCACAUUUACCAGACAAACGGACAGUCACGUAACACGCUGACGGUACAUCAUGUUAGGUGACAAUACAGGGGCAUGUAGAUCAGGGGAGCACACCGGUGAAGACCACGGACAGCAGGCUUUGUGUGACUCCGAGCAGCAGGGCUUUAAACCGGCGGAACUAGAGCCCCACCUGACCCCCUCCUCAAGGUUCCUGCAGGCUGAGCUGGAGUUGAACAUCCAUCUCCGCCAGCUCUCCUUCAGCGAGCCUGUCCGGUACAUCUAUAAUCCGCUGGAGUACGCCUGGGAGACCCACCGCUGCUAUGUGGAGAGGUACUGUCAGGCUGGACAAAAGAUCCUGUUUCUGGGGAUGAAUCCAGGACCCUUCGGCAUGGCACAGACAGGGGUCCCGUUUGGUGAAGUCAAGUCUGUCGUUAAUUGGCUGAAGAUCACUGGUGAGGUCGGUCACCCUCCUGACGAACACCCAAAGCGUCGAAUCUCAGGACUCGCCUGCACUCAGAGUGAAGUGAGCGGCGCUCGUUUUUGGGGCUUUUUCAAGAAACUCUGUGGUGAUCCAGCCGCGUUCUUCCAGCACUGCUUUGUGCACAAUCUCUGCCCGCUCAUCUUCAUGAGUGCCAGCGGGAAGAAUUUAACCCCUCCUGAGCUGCCUGCAGCCGAGCGAGAGAAGCUUCUUGCUUUGUGUGACAUUGCACUGUGCCAGGUUGUGAAGGCACUUGGCGUUUCUAUGGUGAUUGGGGUUGGGCGGGUGGCAGAGCAGAGGGCGCGGCGAGCUCUGACUGCUGCAGGAGUCACUGUCAGAGUGGAGGGCAUGAUGCAUCCAUCACCCAGAAACCCAAAGGCUAACAAGGGCUGGGAGGACGAAGCCAAAGCCAAACUGACUGAACUCGGAGUCAUGUCGCUGCUGAACAACAUGUGAGCCAACGAUGUUAUCAGCACUUUUUUCAGCAGCAAGGAGUCUGUUUUUUCUGACAGUGAAGCAAGAUGCAAGGAGUUAAACUCUGUCUUUGUUUAAUUUGAUGCUAAAAAAAAGUCUCUUACAUCCUCACCGCUGUAACUGUGCUGGUUCAAACAGCAGAAAAUUCUCUAAAGACAUCAUGAUACACCUAUCUUCCCUGCAGCUCUCAGUAAUGUCUGCUUUUUCCUACUGGGAAAGUUUAACUUUGUCAACAGCUGUAUUCCAUUUCUAUUUGUAGGAAAAUAUACACUAUAAUAGGGAUGUAACAAUGCCUGGCAAAACAAUUAAAAAUGGACACAAAUAUGGGCAAUUUAGACUGAUUUGACAGUACUUUUUUAACCAGCAGAGGGUGCUAUCUGUCAUUAUGCUUCUUUUUUUUAAUAUCAGUAGCCAGAGAAGAGAUGCCAAGUGAUGAUUUUAAGGUUGAAAUUGCUUUAUAUAAAAUAGUUGACAAGAGAAAAACAGUGUUUAAGUAUUGACAGACUGAUGAACAACACGAACAGCACAACUAACAUGAAAAAUAGAAAUUGAACCAGAUAUUUCAAUGACUUGAAAAUUUAAUAAAAUUGUAUGGUGGACUCAGCAUUGAUAUUUUUUAAAUCUUAAGUUGAGUGUAUUGUUACAUCCCUAUGUUUAAAAUAUCAGGUGCUCUUGAUUUAUAUGUACUUGAACUCUCAAAACCUUAUCUCAGGAUGUUACACUGCCACUACUCUGUGUUAAAGUGCUGAAAGUUUUGUUGCACAUUUGUCUACAUUUAACUUUUUAAUGUCAGUUAGUGAAUGUUUUCACCCGGUUCUCCCAGUUAAAGCUGUUAUGACACAAAAACGACACGUGUAUCUCAGAUGUGAAUAUGAAAGAGUAAUGUAUUACUUUGAAUGAUCAUAUUAGUCAUUUUAGUUUACGUGAAAAAGGUAUUCAUUUGAAUUGAAUUUGGCAUGUCACUCUACAUAUUUACUGAAUAAACUCAAAGGCCAAGAACAGGGUAAUAGAAUACACAAUAGUGUAGUGUUUGGCUUCAACAUUACAAAGUUAAAAUAUUCUGAUGUUAAAAAGGAAAAAACAAGCUGUAUAUAUUAGUCAUGUGCACUGCUCUUCAGCUACAUUCUUUGUAUCUUUUUAUGAAUAUCUUUGAACUGUCUGUAUUUUCAUUCUUGUGUUUUUUAUGUUUUAUCCACAGUUUUUUUCUGUA